GAAGUGCUCUUCAAUUACUCACAUGUGGACAGGGAUUUUAAUACUGACGGGAACGUGCUCGCUGUGUUGUGACACAACCUAGACAGUCAAGCGAGUGAUGAAUCUUAUGGUUCCCAUCACGUAGGCUACUUGGAAUAUUAAAGCCUUGAGCAGCCGCAGAGGCAGCGUCGGAAAUCUUCACGACAAAUGAUAGAAUGGAAAGCUUGGAGCUGAGCCUGACAUCUCUAGGUGCAAUCUCAAGACAUAUCGAUAAAAGUCACAACGAACUCAGCAAGUAUCUCGCAAAACAGAUAUGGAGUCAGCAGGACAGGCAGUGUGUACUGGAAUGUCUUGUACAGCUCCUGUUGGAGAAGGAGUACACUCUCCUCAUUGCUCGUCACUUACGGCCACUGAUCCUGGACCUGUUGGAGAGGAAUGCUGAGAGGAUCAAAGUAGAUGUCAGGCUGAAUCAUGACCUCCAUGAGCGCUUGUGUGUGGCUCUAAGCAAACUUCUCAACAUCAGUCCAGAUGCUCAAGUGUUUGCAGUGAGGUAUUUCAGCAGCUCUCCCCCAGUAUUUCAGAGGCUCUUCUUCACCAGCGAAGAGGCUGCCUCCAUCCAGUAUGGGCCUAGAAGAAUGAAGUUAAGGGACCUGAUGGGGGCCACCCUCCGCUUCCUCCAAAGCGACUGUGAGAAGUUCCGUGUCCUGUGGGACUGGAGUGCCUUGUGUUUCACAGCUUCUCACCAGUGACGUCAUGGUCAGAAGUUACACUGCCCAGUGCCUUGCCCUGGUAUCCCACAUGACAGAUAACCAGAAAACAAUAUUUCUGAGGAAGGUACUUUCGAGUGAUGAGAUUCUGCGUCUGAAAAUGAAGUAAGUUUCAUUAUCUUUUAUUUUAU
Molecule: messenger RNA, 877 nt
Organism: Cyprinus carpio (common carp)
Lineage: Eukaryota; Metazoa; Chordata; Actinopteri; Cypriniformes; Cyprinidae
Product: midasin-like
Exons: 4
Coding region: 195-728 (177 amino acids)
Biological process (GO): rRNA processing; ribosomal large subunit assembly
Cellular component (GO): preribosome, large subunit precursor
Molecular function (GO): ATP hydrolysis activity; ATP binding
Source: RefSeq, a predicted model, not a curated record